AUGGUUGAACUUCGUAAGCGCAAAGCUCCCGCGCCGCCUCCCGUAGUGGAGAAGAAGAGCAAGCCAGCCCCCAAACCCAAGGCGACCGAGACCCCCAAAGAGGCCUCAAAAGAGGCUCCCAAGCCCGCUGUGCCUGAGGUGGGCGACACUAUCAACCUCGACGACUUUGGCGGCGAAAUUGAGACCAAUGACGGCACCAAGACUACUCUGAAGAAGUUGGUCGAGGAGAGCAAGUCCGGCGUCGUCCUGUUCACCUACCCCAAGGCCUCUACCCCUGGCUGCACCAAGCAAGUCUGCUUAUUCCGCGACAACUACACGCAUUUGACCUCAACGGGACUGUCUAUCUACGGUCUCUCGGCCGAUUCCCCCAAGGCCAAUACCACCUUCAAGACGAAGCAGAAUUUGUCCUAUUCCCUUCUCUGCAACCCCAGUGCCACCCUGAUCGGGGCCAUUGGUUUCAAAAAGGCUCCCAAGGGAACUACCCGCGGCGUGUUCGCCGUGGACAAGAAGGGCAAAGUGUUGCUUCGCGAGGCUGGCGGUCCAGAUGCCACAGUCGAUGCUGUUCAGAAGCUUGUGGCACAGGGCUCCGCCGAAGGUGAAGCGAAGGAGGAGGCUAGCAAUGACGCCGAAGCCAAGUAG
Messenger RNA from Penicillium daleae, 639 nucleotides. Its product is annotated as thioredoxin peroxidase DOT5. The transcript has 2 exons. Gene Ontology annotation, biological process: cellular response to oxidative stress; cell redox homeostasis. Lineage: Eukaryota; Fungi; Ascomycota; Eurotiomycetes; Eurotiales; Aspergillaceae. Gene Ontology annotation, cellular component: cytoplasm. Bases 1 to 639 code for a protein of 212 amino acids. The record is from RefSeq and is a predicted model, not a curated record. Gene Ontology annotation, molecular function: thioredoxin peroxidase activity.